This is a messenger RNA of Paramuricea clavata, 7255 nucleotides long. The record is from the annotation of a GenBank genome assembly. NCBI's taxonomy places the organism in Eukaryota, Metazoa, Cnidaria, Anthozoa, Malacalcyonacea, Plexauridae.
AAUGACUUCUAAAACAUCUUCAGACAACGACAAGUUAUUGGUCGAGGUUUCCAAUGUCAAUCCUAAUAUAAUAGUGCAAGAAUUGGCAAGCAGCAACUCUGAUUUCCCGACUGAAGUUAAUCAACAUCAACAGCCGUCUGCAUGCCGAAGCGAAGCUGCUCUCAACAGCUACAUUGCUACCGAACAGCAACCUAUCCACAUCGAGAGUAACUCUAGCAUCAUCAGCAUUACAGCUUGUGGCAAAUGCUGUAAUAAUGAUGUUUCAGAAGACUCGGAUGUCACUGCUCUGAGUGAUAAACUGACAAAUAUAAACGUCAACAUAAAUAACAAUUUCGGUAUCAUUAUAAUGACCCUGACUUGUGGGAAAAUCACCCUCGAUGUUCAGCCUGAUGACACAAUUGAGGACGUGAAAACGAAGAUACAAGAUAAACAAGGCAUCCCUCCUGACCAACAACGGCUUAUCUUUGCCGGGAAACAACUUGAAGAUGGUCAAUCGUUGUCAAACUACAAUAUCAAAAGCGGAUCUGCCGUCCAUUUAGUUUUAAGUCUACGGGGAGGAAUGCAGAUAUUUGUUAAAUUACAUCGAGAUCAUGCACAUGCAAAGAUCAUUGCAGUGGAAACAGAGUCCACAGAAACAAUAGGCGGGAUAAAAUGCAAAGUUCAGGACAAAGAAGGCAUAAUUCCUGAAGUACAGGUACUUGUAUUUUCUGGAAAGCGUCUGGAAGACAAUGGAACUUUAAUUCACAAUAACAUUAGGAAGGAGGAUACCAUUGACCUAAUUUGCUGUACUCGAGGUGAACUUUUCAAGGUUUUUGUUUAUUCAACUUCAACUCGAAAAACCUUUGUCCUUGACGACAACAACGCAUCAGAAACAGUAAAAAAAUUGAAAAUAAAAAUUCAGACAAACGAAGGCAUUCGUCUUGAUGGACAACAACUUGUUUUCGAAGAUCAACAACUGGAAGAUGGGCUUACGUUAUCAGAUUACGGCAUUGAAGAAGGAUCAGUCAUUUUUCUGCAAGAAACUUCUCGCAGUUCUCGCCCCAGUCCCAGAUCACAUUGGUCAUGCUCGAUAAUGUAAUGUACAUGAUUGGUUUACGUAUUCCAUAUGACAGUAUAACAUACUAGAAACUUAAAGAAAUUUUAGAAUAUAAUUUGUUCAUACGUUCAGUAAACUUGGAAUUUAUUUUAAUUUAUCCUGAGAGUUUUCGCUACGCUUUCAUGCAACUGUUGUUCUCGUUUCACCGGGGCAUGAAUUGAGAAAACGCUCAUGCAUACUCUCUCUGCUUACUCUCGAUUUCAAUUUGCUUUUCAAAACUGACUUCCAAUGUUUACUUGUAAAUUCGAAAUGUUCGUUGUAAAGUUCCGAAGUUUGUUUCGAAGUUUGUUUCGAAGUUCGUUCCGAUGAUUUACGAUAAUCAAGUUUAGUAAGUUGUAAUUGGCUAGUUAAGUGAACCAGCCAAUCAAAUCGCUUGCUAUUGAAUCAUCGUAAAUCAUCGUAACGAACUUCGAAACAAACUUCGGAACUUUACAACGAACAUUCCGAAUUUACAAGUAAACAUUGGAAGUCAGUUUUGAAAAGCAAAUUGAAAUCGAGAGUAAUUCUCAUUCCAUCUAGGGCCCAGGUAUAAAACUCUUGACUGUUUGUUAACUACUAUUUGUAGUUAAAUAGUAGUUAAUUCUAAAACACGCAAACUUGAUUGAUUAACAUUUGCACUACAAUGGAAAAAUAGUGAAAUCCAUAAUAUAUCCAUACUAUUUCCAUAAUAUAUCCAUACUAUUUCCAUAAUAUAUCCAUACUAUAUCCAUAAUAUAUCCAUACUAUAUCCAUAAUAUAUCCAUACUAUAUCCAUAAUAUAUCCAUACUAUUUCCAUAAUAUAUCCAUACUAUAUCCAUAAUAUAUCCAUACUAUAUCCAUAAUAUAUCCAUACUAUUUCCAUAAUAUAUCCAUACUAUUUCCAUAAUAUAUCCAUACUAUUUCCAUAAUAUAUCCAUAGUAUGCAUGGAGAUUGCAAUUGGAUGUAUAAAAAUUGGGUUUCUAUUUCCAACGAAGAUUCGUACUAUUUCUAUAGUACUAGGUUACCCACAGGGCAGUAAUGCUGCCUUCGACAACAAAAGACAAACUACAGGGUGUUGAACGAGUCCUUCAGAAAUAUCCUAUUAUUGUUAUCCUUGCAGGUUAUUUACCGUUACCCAUUUAUUGACAGUACCCUACCACUGACUGAGUAUUAAAAAUCGUCUGGCGUUGGACAGGGUAAAUACUAAAGUAGGGGUCAUUACUGUGCUGAUGGAUUAACAAGAGACAUUGGCAGAUAGGUUUGUUAACCAUUUACUGGCAGUACCCUAUACCACUGACGAGUAAAAUCUUCUGGCGCUGGACAAGGGAAGGGCGCAUUGCCAGCUAAUGGGUUAAACCACCGUGGUUAAACAUAAGAUUUGAUGCUCCAGGAAAUGUAAACAAGCUAUCAGUGUAACAUCCCAGUUUAUAUAUUUAUAUACUCGGAAUAUUGAUUUCUCGGUAUAUACAAAAUUAUUUUAAAGUAUAACAACCAGCGAAGAAGUAAGCCACUAACUGCCCUGCGCGGCUGCGCGCAGACUAUAUAAUGACAUAUAUAUGUCAUCCGUCCGGUCCGUCCGUCCGUCAUUCAUCUGUCCAUCCGUAUCCGCGUUUUAUCCUACCCGUUUUUAAAACACAAAGUUUGCAUAAUUAAGGAGUGCGGUUUGUCAUGAUCAACAUUUUCAAAAGCGGCCAAUUAGACCAGGGGUUAAAGGUCAAUGACAAUGACAUGCAAGUGACAUUUAACAUUAGAUAGAUAGAUAGAUAGAUAGAUAGAUAGAUAGAUUUUAUUUUGACACGCUAACUACGUCAACUAAAAACAUUGAUUUCCACGUAGGGCGUGUGUUCAAAAGUUAUUAUAUAUAAGUGUUGUUAUGACUCUUAUGGAAUCAAAUAAAAGAAAAUAGAAAUAAUCUAACUGUUCCAAUUGACAAAAUUGACAAUAUAGACAACUAACAAAACAUAUUAGAUAACUAUUUACAAUAAAGGAUAUAUAUAUAUAUAAGUAUGUAUAAAUAUAUUAUUUAGAAACAUGAGCAGCAAUUUUUCUUUCAAAUAGAGACUGGGACCUAAUUGCUAAUUCCUCUGAUUUCUUUAGGCACUGAGUUCCAUAUUUUUGCCCCAUUAAACAUAAAACUCUUUUUCAUGCUAUUUGUGCGGGGCUGUGGCAAAACAAGUGUUGUUUCAAUGUCACGGAGACAGUAAUGCGUAUUCUCAUUCUUGUAGGUAAAAAGGUCUGUUAGGCUUUUAGGCCCAGACAUAUUCAAAAUUUUGAACAUUAAUUUUGCCUUAGCUUUAGUUCUUUGUACUUUUAGUGUCUCCCAUCCUAACGAAUUUAAUGCGAUUUGGGCAUUAACUUUGUUACCCAUGUCCAUAAUAAUUCGAGCGCAUCUAUUUUGAAGCUUUUGUAAUCGUUGUGAUUGAGUUUCACCAAAAAUGUCCCACACUUCACAACAAUAAGUAAAGUAUGGUUGUACAAUUGCGUUAAAUAUAGAAACAAGUGUAUCACGGUCAACAAAUUCUUUUAGUUUUCUAAUAACAGAAAUGGCCGAUGUGAUUUUCUUACAGAUACUCUCAGUGUCACUUUUCCAAGAGAGAUGCUAAUCAAUCCUUCACUUGUUUAAUUGGUCUGUUUUCAAUCAUUAUGUUUAAAUUUGAAUCUGAAACAGUAUGCACAAGAGAUCUUGAUCCUAUGAGCAUAAAUUCAGUUUUGGCAAUGUUUAGACUCAGUUUGUUCGCGUUUAACCACAUUCUGAGGUUUUCCAAAUCAGAGUUUACUGCAUUUACAACAUCAUCAAUUGUACCACCGGAAGCAGUGAGGUUUGUGUCAUCUGCAAAAAGUCUUGGCUUUGUCCUAUUUAGGCUUUCAGAUAAAUCAUUUAUAUAUAUUAGGAAAAAUAAAGGACCUAAAAUGGAGCCUUGAGGAACACCACACUUAACUUUGUGUUCAGACGAGACAACACCAUUUACUUGGCAUUUUUGGGUGCGAUCAGUAAGAUAUGAUCUCAGCAACAAAUGUGCCUUAUCCUUAAUACUGUAAAUUUGCAUUUUCUCAAGUAGAAUUUCGUGAUCUACGGUGUCAAAUGCUUUUUUUAGAUCUAUAAAAACUACUAAGUUAAACAUUUUUCGAUCCAUGUUAACAUACCAACUAUUUGUUGAAUCUAAAAGGGACGUAGCGGUGGAAUGAAACUUUCGAAAGCCAAAUUGGUUAUCAGAGAGAAUUUCGUUUUUAGUUAAAUAAUCAUACAUCUGGUCAUACAGUACGUAACCUUUCCAUGAUUUUGCUUAUGACUGGUAGUAUCGAUAUUGGCCUGUAAUUACCAGGAAUAUUACGAUGACCACUUUUAUAAAGAGGUAAAACUCUAGCUACUUUCCAUUCAUCUGGAAAGCUGCAAAGAGUAAUACUUUGAUUAAAAAUAUAUGUAAGUGUAGCAGAAAUAACUGGUGAUGCUAAUUUAAGAAUUUUACUGGAAAUUUUGCCAAUACCACAUGCUUUUUUACAAGACAGCCCUCUUAAAAGAUCAAAAAUUUUGUUUAUCGCAAUUGGUGUAAAUGCAGUGAACUUGGAUUCAGAACUUUUAGUAUACUUUUGAAAGUCACAGCUAGAUUCAUCCAACUUGCUUGCCAAGUUUGGUCCAACAUUCAUUAGAUUCAUUAAUAAUUAGUUCAUUUAUAAUCGUGGGUUUCUUACCCUUUCCGAUCAAACUAUUAAUAGUUUUCCAAGCCUGCUUUGGAUUGCACUUUUGGCUAGCAAUCUUUUUAGAAUAAUAGUCUGUUUUGGCUUUCCUUAAUUCGGUAUUUGUUUGAUUUCUGGCUUUUUUAUAAAUGAGCCAAUCAGAUUAAACAUUGCGUCUCACUAAUUAAAGUUUGCGUGUUUAAUGUUUAUCAAAGAAACAAAAAUAUAUACAAGACAAUCUCACAUGUGGAAUUUGUUAACUUACCGGUACUGCCUUGUGAUGCAGUACAAGUAUAAAUACAAAAGACAAAGCAUUUGUAAAUCCUAAAACAUAAUUAAAUCAUACGGCACAUUCAAGAUUUUAUUAAAUAUCGUAUUUCAGCCGCGUUUAUACCGCUUGGCGCAUUCGCUGCGUUAUAUUCAUUUAUAUACACAGAAAAGCAUCAAGCAUGUCAUUGUCCUUGCAGACCAUAGGCAAAAAGCAUUUGUCAACCACAUACCAAAUUUAAGCAAUCGUUAAAUCAUAGGCAUGUCAUGGAAAGAAUAUGGAAAUAAUGUUGAAUGAAAGCUAGCAUCGCGUAUAAUGUUAAAAGCACCGCAUAUAGUGCUCGAACCACUGCGUAUAUUAAUUGCAAAAGCAACGCGUAUAUAAAUGGUGAAAGCACCGCGUAUAAUGCUGGAACCACCGCGUAUAAUGCGGGAACCACCGCGUAUAGUGGCGAAAGCACCGUGUAUAAUGCCGAAAGCACCAUGCACCGUAUAAUGCUAAAAGCACCCAACAAAAUGCCGUUUGAUCACUUUAAGCCAGCUAUGGCUUUCCAUAAAAGAUCAAAGAUGAAAGAUGAUCACAUUGUCUGUUUGCCUUAUGCCUGACCGCGCUGCACCACGGUUAAAAUUCACUGGUACCGUCAUGCAAUGCGCCAAAUGGAAAAUUUUGAUUUCGACCCACAAAACAAAAUUAGGAUCUGCUGCCUUGCUCGCUCGCUUCAGGCUCGCUCGCUGCGGCAGCAAUAAGGAUUUUGAAAAAAGUUCCAUUGCUAACUUUUUAUGCAACCGGCCCCAGGACUUUACUCAACUGCCGCGUCUGGCCCUGUGACCUGUCGCGAACACGUGGAAUUUAAUAUAAUCGGACUUUUUGCAUAAAUUGACAGACUGGUGCGCCACUGUGAGCAGACAAAGGGAAAUCUAUAUAUUGCAUAAAAUGCUUUUGUAAAAAAUAUAUACACUAUAGGUUUUCUUAUCUUCAAAUUUUUGAACUCUUCAAUUUAAACAAGGCGGCCAUGCGGACGUAUUUUGUGAUAAUUUGUGUAGUCACCAUUUUCGCAAGUUAUGCGAUAACGGCCGUAAAUUGUUCCGAGUCAAUUUUCAAAGAAUUUACAACGCACGGUGGCUCUGUGAUUAAAGACGGCUCUAAGGUAGGUAGAAAAUUGUCAUCUCCAUUUCAAUCUAGGGAAAAUAACGGAUGACUCAUAUAUGAGCUAAAUGUCGAAAUGAUUAUAUAUAGGCGGGUAUGUAUCAAAAUAAAAUAACAUAACAUAAUUCCGUUGAGAUUUGAGCCUUUCGAUCUCCUAGGUGGAAAACGUGGUAAUUAUUAUUCAUAUGAAAGCUUUGGACUGAUAGCGAUGCAACUAGUUGAAAAAUACAAGGAGAACUUCAGAAUAAAUAUAUAAAUAUGAUAAAAUUUUCCUUGUAUCUUUUCAGGUAUAGUUGCGUCGCUAUAUAAAUCCAAAGCUAGUUGAAGCUUUUUUAUUAUUGUCACUGUCUAUCACUGGCACAGACCAUUCAUACUUCUUCAUAUAGUUAUUGUGAAGUAAAAAGUAGAAUUAUAACUCUUAUAACUGAUUAUAACUAUAUAUCUAAGAGCUUUAUCAAUAUACCAGGAAGGGCCAUUGGAGGGGGAAAAAACAUAAUGUAAAGACAAGACAAAAAGCAAACAAUAACCACGUAACUGGUAUAUAUAAGAGUCGAUAUUAUAUAUCAUAUCUAUAUUUCAUGACAUAACGCUUUUGGAAUGUGCCCUGUUGUACCGUUGUUAGUAGAGCAGUUGAUAAGGAACAUAUCAAUUAAUAUAAUAGAAAGGGUUGCAGGCAAGGAAGAGAAAUUGCAUGUAGGUUAUGAGAUAUUUCUUUUACCGCGAAAUUUCAAUGUGAAGUGUUCCAAUUCCAAAAUUCAAAUUCUAAGAAAUAAUUAUUAAUACAUGUGAAAUUAAUUUUCAGAUAUAUACUUAACCUCUAAUUUUGCAUGUGAAAAAUCGGAAUUAAAUGCCCAAUAUUAACAUUCUAGCUCACGUAAUAAUAAUAUCACACAAUUUUGUAUCGAUCUCUAUAUAGAUCAUCUACUGUCCUGCAGGUCCACCGGGUCCCCCUGGACCACCUGGCGUCCCUGGAGUUCCAGGACGUGAUGGUAAGGAUGGCCAGACUAUGAUUGAAGUGAAUAAACAUGGUCGUUUUUGUACAAAACCUGUACCAUGCCCACCACAACCACCGUGUCCCCCACCCACUCCUUGUGUCCCAGCUGUCCCAAG